This is a messenger RNA of Pseudovirgaria hyperparasitica, 882 nucleotides long. RefSeq names its product L30e-like protein. The record is from RefSeq and is a predicted model, not a curated record. Lineage: Eukaryota; Fungi; Ascomycota; Dothideomycetes; Acrospermales; Acrospermaceae. Bases 38 to 823 code for a protein of 261 amino acids. Gene Ontology annotation, biological process: ribosome biogenesis. Gene Ontology annotation, cellular component: ribonucleoprotein complex. The transcript is spliced from 4 exons.
AACCAACACCCAGUCGACAACUUCCGGCCCAGACAAAAUGCCUCCUAAAGGAAAGAAAGCCGCCCCAGCUCCCUUCCCCCAGGGAAGGGCUGGUCAGAAGAAAGCCGCCAAGAACCCUCUCCUCGAGAGACGCCCCAAGAACUUCGGUAUCGGUCAGGAGCUCCAGCCCAAGCGCAACUUGUCGCGCAUGGUAAAGUGGCCACAAUACGUCCGCCUCCAGCGCCAAAAGAAGAUUCUCAACCUUCGCCUGAAGGUCCCCCCAGCGAUUGCCCAGUUUCAACACGUUCUCGACCGCAACACUGCCGCACAAGCCCUCAAGCUCCUCAACAAGUACCGCCCUGAGACCAAGGCCGAGAAGAAGGAGCGUCUUACCAAGGAGGCCACCGCCAUCGCCGACGGCAAGAAGAAGGAGGACGUCAGCAAGAAGCCAUACGCUGUCAAGUACGGUUUGAACCACGUCGUCGGUCUCAUUGAGAACAAGAAGGCCAGCUUGGUCCUUAUUCCCAACGAUGUUGACCCCAUCGAGCUCGUCAUCUUCCUUCCCGCCCUCUGCCGCAAGAUGGGUGUCCCAUACGCCGUCAUCAAGGGCAAGGCCCGCCUCGGAACGGUCGUCCACAAGAAGACCGCUGCCGUUGUCGCUCUCACCGAAGUGCGCUCAGAGGACAAGACCGAGCUGUCGAAGCUCGUAUCUGCCAUCAAGGAGGGCUACACAGACAAGCACGAGGAGGCCCGUCGCCACUGGGGAGGUGGUAUCAUGGGUGCCAAGGCCAACGCACGAACGGAAAAGAAGCGCAAGGCGCUUGAGUCGGCCAUCAAGAUCUAAACGGGUAUCUAAGUCGGGUCUGGACGGACGUAGGGCUCUUCAUGUGCAUAUUAGCGGGC